This is a messenger RNA of Mus caroli (Ryukyu mouse), 3063 nucleotides long. Lineage: Eukaryota; Metazoa; Chordata; Mammalia; Rodentia; Muridae. The record is from RefSeq and is a predicted model, not a curated record.
GGUUCUCAGAUCGGCGGGCAGGGCAGCCAGGUCACCCAGCAGCCCGGCCGAUCUCCCCGGGGGCGUUGGAGCCGCGCUUCCGCUCCGGCCCUCGACACCACCGGCCCCCUCCGCUGGUGACGCCCCCGCAGAGGCUUCGCCGUCGCCGAGGCCUUCUCUCCGCGACCCGUCGCCGCCGGAUUCUACUUUCACUGGGUUCCGCCCGCACACCGCCACCAUUGACGCCAUGUCGAGUUAUUCUAGUGACCGAGACCGCGGCCGGGAUCGAGGGUUUGGUGCACCUCGAUUUGGAGGGAGUAGAACAGGACCCCUCUCUGGAAAGAAGUUUGGAAAUCCUGGGGAGAAACUAGUUAAAAAGAAGUGGAAUCUUGAUGAGCUGCCCAAAUUUGAGAAGAAUUUUUAUCAAGAACACCCUGAUUUGGCAAGGCGCACCUUGGUGCUGGCACCAACUCGAGAACUGGCCCAGCAGGUGCAGCAAGUGGCUGCUGAAUAUUGUAGAGCUUGUCGCUUGAAGUCUACUUGCAUCUACGGUGGUGCUCCCAAAGGACCACAGAUUCGUGAUUUGGAAAGAGGUGUGGAAAUUUGUAUUGCAACACCUGGAAGACUGAUUGACUUUUUAGAGUGUGGGAAAACCAAUCUGAGAAGAACAACUUACCUUGUCCUUGAUGAAGCUGAUAGGAUGCUUGAUAUGGGAUUUGAACCCCAGAUAAGGAAAAUUGUGGAUCAAAUAAGACCUGAUAGGCAAACACUAAUGUGGAGUGCAACUUGGCCAAAAGAAGUAAGACAACUUGCUGAGGAUUUCCUGAAAGACUAUAUUCAUAUCAAUAUUGGUGCGCUGGAACUGAGUGCAAACCAUAACAUUCUUCAGAUUGUGGAUGUAUGUCAUGAUGUCGAAAAGGAUGAAAAGCUUAUUCGUCUGAUGGAAGAAAUCAUGAGUGAGAAGGAGAAUAAAACCAUUGUUUUUGUUGAAACCAAAAGAAGAUGUGAUGAACUUACCAGAAAAAUGAGGAGAGAUGGGUGGCCUGCCAUGGGCAUCCAUGGUGACAAGAGUCAGCAGGAACGUGACUGGGUUCUAAAUGAAUUCAAACAUGGAAAAGCUCCUAUUCUGAUUGCUACCGAUGUGGCCUCCAGAGGGCUAGGUUAGUACAAACUCGAAUUCAUGGCUUGGGGUAGAGGAGGCAUGAAGGAUGAUCGUCGUGACAGAUACUCUGCAGGCAAAAGGGGUGGAUUUAAUACCUUUAGAGACAGGGAAAACUAUGACAGAGGCUACUCUAAUCUGCUUAAGAGAGAUUUUGGGGCUAAAACUCAGAAUGGUGUUUACAGUGCUGCAAAUUACACCAAUGGGAGCUUUGGAAGUAAUUUUGUAUCUGCUGGCAUACAGACCAGUUUUAGGACUGGUAAUCCGACAGGGACUUACCAGAACGGUUAUGAUAGCACUCAGCAAUAUGGAAGUAAUGUUGCAAAUAUGCACAAUGGUAUGAACCAACAGGCAUAUGCAUAUCCUGCUACCGCAGCUGCUGCGCCUAUGAUUGGCUAUCCCAUGCCAACAGGGUAUUCUCAAUAAGACUUUAGAAGUAUAUGUAAAUGUCUGUUUUUCAUAAUUGCUCUUUAUAUUGUGUGUUAUCAGACAAGAUAGUUAUUUAAGAAACAUGGGAAAUGCAGAAAUGACUGCAGUGCAGCAGUAAUUAUGGUGCACUUUUUUCGCUAUUUAAGUUGGAUAUUUCUCUACAUUCCUGAAACAAUUUUUAGGUUUUUUUUGUACUAGAAAAUGCAGGCAGUGUUUUCACAAAAGUAACUGUACAGUGAUUUCAAAUACAAUAAAUGAAGGCAAUGCAUGGCCUUCCAAUAAAAGAUAUUUGAAGACUGAAUUAAGUGAAAUUGUACUUUAUUUUACAUAUAUAAUGUCAUGUACAACUUGGCUUAGAUAGUAUGUUUUUGGGGGGAUUUUUGUUUUGGUGUUUAUUUUUACACAAGUAAAGUUGACUGCUUCCCAUUCCUGGAUUUAGGAGAGGAACUCAGAAGGCCCUUAGGAUGAUCUGUUCGUAUGGGAAGAAGUUCGAGACAAUGGAUUUUAUAAUUCCAGAUUUAUUGCAUAAAAGCUUUGUCAUUUUUCAGUAUCAGGGAAGUAAGUCAUUUAAUAGCCUAUUUUCCUUAAGAGUGAACUACAGGACAGGAACUAUAUAAAUACAUGGUGAUUUCUUUUGCAAAACAGUUUUAAGUGAUGACAUUUUUGCUUUAUCAAAAUUUUAUUCCAUCUCUUGGUUUUGUUGUCAACUGCCGAAAUGUGCAGAGCUGAAAGGCUGUUAGCCCAAGAGCACUGUGUCUUUAGUGCAGGUUACCUUGUAGGUUCCUAGUCCUCGAAGACUUGCCCGAGUGCUUAUAGCCACACCUGGAAGUCAGGAAUGUCUCCACAUUAUUUCAGGGGAUUUUAGGGGUCUUGUAGGCUAGUCACAAGGAAGACAUCAUAACCAAAAGCACAGUAAAUAAAGUUUUCGGGUUAGGUUCAACAUGGGCUUAACAGCUAGAAGGAUUGGGGGGGUGGGGGGGAGCUUUAGAUUUAAGUAGGAUCACCAGCAAACAGCUUUGUUUCAGAAUGGCUAUAAGUAGGUCUAAAUGUCUUCCCAAAAAAUUGGUGUGUUUUUUGCCCAGGACAAAAGUCUUAAAGGAAGUUAUUUAACUUUUUGUUUUUAAAAUGGGCUUAUUGUUAAUGCCUUAUUUAUAAAAUGUUAAAACAAAUUAGAAUGUGCUGGGGGUGGGAGCUGGGUGUGUUUUCCAGGGCUGAUAACAUUGAAAACUGAUUCAUCCUCUAGUCCUGAGUGGUUUUCAAUGGCAUGGCUAGUCAGAUUCAUGAUUUUUAAGUAUAGGUGUAGAUUGGAGCAUUUAUUACAUAUUUUACUGUUCAAUGUCUUAAUGUGGACCUUUUAUUUUGUAAAUAAUUAUGGAAAUGAUUGUGGGGCUUGGAAAAAAUUACCUUUGAAGUUUUAAAAGACAGUCCACUUUUUAGCAUGUGUGUUGUGUCCAGCCUGUGGUUGUCUUAACUAAUAAAUGUGAUUUUUCUCCCCA